Phaedon cochleariae (mustard beetle) is the source of this 2557-nucleotide messenger RNA. Lineage: Eukaryota; Metazoa; Arthropoda; Insecta; Coleoptera; Chrysomelidae. The record is from the annotation of a GenBank genome assembly.
GGAGUGUUGUUGAGAAUGAGAGAGACUAUUGUGCAACCAGUGAAGCGUGAUUUUUAACAGUUUUUUCUUCGGAUGAUGAUGUGAACACGACUUGGAUUUGUAGCUAUUCUGAUCACAAAAUACCUACCAAGACAUAUUGGACUCUCAUCGAGGUUUGAACUAAAAAGGACGUAUUGCAAACAUUAAGCCACUGAUAAUGAUAAUAAAGAAACAAUGUGAAUAAAAAGAUCAUCCGAGGAUGGCUAGCGGAGCGCGGCCCGGCUCCCUGGUGCCUCCGCGGGCCAACGGCUCGGCGCCCCUGCCAGUGCCGCCGCACGAGCCCGACGCGCCGCGCGUCGAGUCGUGCGCGCGCAUCGACACGCGCUACGACGUCCAGUUGGCAGCGCUCUUCGCCGUCUACGUCUGCUUCGGCGUGCUCUACACGUUUUCAGGUUAUCGGUUCUUCAAAACGACAAUGUUUUUGACUGGAUUUAUUUUCGCUUCCAGUAUAGUUUAUUUAAUAUGCCAACAGGGAGAUCUUUUACCACCAUAUGGAAAUGAAGGCGUAUCCCUGCUAGCUGGAGUGCUCUUUGGUCUGAUAACGAUGCUGGUCCAGUACGUGGGCCUGUUCAUGAGUGGGCUGCACACCGGCCUUCUCCUGGGCCUGGCAGGGCUGCUGGCCGCCGACCACCUUAUCGAGACGUCCCCCAAGGGCUCCGUGUGGCUGUGCGUCGGGGUGCUGUUGUGCUCGGCGCUGCUCAUGGCGAUUUUCAAUUUGUACUUCAGAAAGAGUCUCACUAUCCUCGGCACGAGCGUCUACGGCGGCGCGAUGCUGUCGAUCGCCGUCGACUACUUCGUCGAGAAGCUGUCGAUGGUGCGGUGGGCGUGGCAGCGGGUGUCGCUUCGCCCCGCCCUGCCUCCGCCCUGCUGGUUCUCGUGGCUGGUGUUGGGGGCGUGGCCGGCAUUCCUUUUGGCCGGCAUGGUCGUGCAGUUCGGGGCGACCGGCAGAGGGAUACACCAUCCUGACGUGAAAGCUGGUAGGAAAAAAGUCAGGGGCACAAGUUCAAGGAGCAUCACGAGAGUCGACAGAGCUGAAAUGAGACAGAAAAAGUAUAGAUAUCUCUAUCAGGUUAGAACUGCUCAUGGAGAUGUGAUAAGUCAGAAUUUCGUACAGCAACUCCAGAAGAAAGACAAUGACACGCAAGGCGAGUGCAGCACCCUCCAAUCGGACGCCACCCACCUGACCAUAUUGCCGGACGCGCAGUUGGCAGCGCUGACAGAAAGCGAGGACGACAGCCACACGGAGAUUGCGGCGAGACGAUGAAGGAACCGAUCUUUUCGACUUUGUGAUUCGUUGCUUUCGAUAUUUUUCCGAGUUUUUAAAGCUUCGAGACAAUAACCUACAGGAGGGAAAAGGAGUAUAAAAUACAUGGGCUGUAUCAGGGGUACACCCGCGAGUAUUUACGUGAAUACGUCUUUCUUGGUGGAUAUGUGAGAUGCACUGUCCAAUAUUUGCACCACAAAGAUCCUGAGUUUAAUCCCUUAUCAUUUACACUAACAAGGUGAACCAUGAAUAAUAAAACUAAAAUUGUUCCUCUUGUACGAUGAUCCACAGGGCUAUCAGUCUAUUUUUUCAUGAUUAUUGUAUUAGUUUUCUCAUCAUGUAAUUUUCCCACUGAAUACAGGCAAUAGGUGCUUGUUGUCAAAUUGAAACAUCGAAUGACGUAUCCAUGGCCCUAUUGGAGAAUUCAUUCACAACAACGACGCAACGAUUGACUCACUCGAUAAGUUGUAUAAUCAAUCACUGAGAUGUGGAAACAUUCAAACAUUUGAAAUUACAAGGGAAAUGAGCGUCAUUUCAGAAUGCGCUGUUUUGUAACGCGCUGUUUUAUUCGCGCUGUUUUGUCAUGCACUGUUUUGUUACUCGCUAUUUCGUUGCAAAGCCGGGUCAGGCAUAUGAGGUGAUGCUGUAGCAUCAAUUCAAGGUAACCAUAAUGUAACAGGAUACCAAAGGAGUAGAUCUGAUCGACUCGACUUUUGUUAUAGAAAAAAUGUGUUUCAAAAAUAAAAAAAAAAAGGUAAAAGAAAGGGGAAAGGGGCCCCGAGGAUUGCAUUGCCUAGGGGGCUUGAUGGGGCUAAUCCGGCCCUGGUUGUCUCUGUCAAUGGCAUGAUGUAAACAUUCAUAGAAAAAAAUCAAGUUCAGCAAGUAGAGCAAGAACAAACGAACGGCCCAAUAUUGAUGUUGGUGUCCUGCUUCAGAAAGAAGAAUAUUCCAAGAUAGUUCAGCAACUUGCAGAUAGAUGAAAUCUGUCAUAUUUGGCUGGUUCGCUGGCGCCGUUUACGAACCAGCAAAUAACUAAGAGCAAAUUUUACAUGGAGGUGGAUCAUCUUCUGUUAGUGUAAAUAAAAUCAAGGGUUUCAUGUGAUAUUGGUCGCUAACACGACCGUCGUGCUGGUCCCAUGUAAUGAAUCUCUUCACUCGAUAUUUUUUCAUGAUUUUAAUUAAACAAAUAAACUCACAGUAUCCUGCAAAUGAUCGAAAGUUGCCUGUUUGUGUAACUCAUUUUGCGACUCACUA